UCUGGGUUAUAUUUAUUUGUCCCAAUUGUUUACAUUUCAAUACGAGUAGGAGUAUAUGUGUCGUAAGGAGCUUACGAGGUUAGGAGGUUACUUUUUCUUAUAAAUACCCCAUAGACAUAGGCAUAAUCGUAUAAGAGUAUGUAUGCAUAUAUCAUGUCAUUAGUGUUUCGAUGCAAUAUGAAAUCUACGAUUGCAUAAGCCUGCAUUUCAGGUCAAGUCGGUCCCCAUUUGAAAUGCACUCUUCGCGUUGACUGGAGUGGGAAAGCGCUGCCCAAAUAUCAUAGAAGACACCGCCGAUUCCCUAAUUUGAAUAGAUUUCCACAUUCUGCACCCUACAAAUUUGUAUAGUAUUUGAUCCAAUUAAAAAUCGAAGGUCAUAUUAACUGGAACAUGCCGGAAAAUGAAACGGAAUUCGGCCGAAGAAAUUUCCAAACCACCUGCCCCAUUUGAAACCAGAGACCCAUUUGCUGCAGUAUAAAUACGGCCCGCGAUGCAAUUUCGAGACAAAGGUAGCUAGACAGCCACGCAGCACACACUUCCAAUCUUCAAGCCUUCUGGUGCGCAGCCCUCAAACACUCGAUCAAAAUGCGCGCUUUUCUGAUGUUGUGCUUGGUGGCCAUCGCCCGCGGCCAGUACGACUACACGCCCGGAUCGCAUGCCGGAGAUGGCAACGGAGGACUUAUUGGGGUGUCCAGCAGUGGUGCUGCCCAGCUCUCCGAGCCCAUACUCAUUUCCAACGAGUUCAACAAGGAGUUCUUCUCCUACAGCGCCCCAGAGCAGGAGUACGAUAACCCGAACGCCAACGAGCAGAUUGCCAAUUCGCUAAAGAAGAACCUCCGAGUACUCUUCAUCAAGGGGCCCGAGAAUACGGGUCUCGAGCAGGCAGCACUCCAGUUAGCCACCUCGGCCUCCGACGACCGCACCGCCAUCUACGUGCUCAACAAGCAGGCUGACAUUGGGGAUCUGACCAACAAGCUCAACCAAAUCAAAGUGCAGACAAACCACAAGCCAGAGGUGCACUUUGUCAAGUAUCGCACUCAGAGCGACGCGGAGAAUGCUCAGCGGACUAUUCAGGCUCAGUACGACUCGCUGCCUGGCCCCUCUAGCAACCACAAUGCUGGCUCCUCGGCCCCGGUCCUGGACUUUGCCUCCAAGGGUGUUGUCGGCGGAAGCGUGGGAGGUUCUGUCGUCACGGGCAAUAUAAAUGCACCAUCGACUAGCGCGUAUUUGCCACCACCCAACCGAAGGUUUUAGACAUAAGAAAGUUUCCUCUAGAUGUAGAUUAUUAAUAAAAUAAAUUUAGAUAUGUACAAAG
This is a messenger RNA of Drosophila pseudoobscura, 1315 nucleotides long. RefSeq lists its product as uncharacterized. The record is from RefSeq and is a predicted model, not a curated record. Lineage: Eukaryota; Metazoa; Arthropoda; Insecta; Diptera; Drosophilidae. The transcript is spliced from 2 exons. The coding region runs from base 586 to 1254 and encodes 222 amino acids.